Jaculus jaculus (lesser Egyptian jerboa) is the source of this 925-nucleotide messenger RNA. It is a transcript of the gene Stard5, whose product is annotated as StAR related lipid transfer domain containing 5. The coding region runs from base 67 to 387 and encodes 106 amino acids. The record is from RefSeq and is a predicted model, not a curated record. Gene Ontology annotation, molecular function: lipid binding. Lineage: Eukaryota; Metazoa; Chordata; Mammalia; Rodentia; Dipodidae. The transcript is spliced from 4 exons.
GAGGGUGAGGUCAACCUAGACUGCACAACACUGUGCAUAGGCAGGACCUGCACCCCCUCGGCCGCCAUGAAGCUCAUUUCUCCCAGGGACUUUGUGGACUUGGUGCUAGUGAAGAAAUAUGAAAAUGGAACCAUCUGUUCCAAUGCUACCCAUGUGGAACAUCCGCUGUGUCCCCCGAAGCCAGGUUUCGUGAGAGGAUUUAACCAUCCAUGCGGGUGUUUCUGCGAACCUGUGCCAGGGGAGCCCAGCAAGACCAACCUGGUCUCGUACUUCCAGACAGACCUGAGCGGCUACCUCCCGCAGAGUGUGGUGGACUCCUUCUUCCCACGCAGCAUGGCCGGGUUUUAUGCAAACCUUCAGAAGGCAGUGAGGACAUUCCAUGGAUAAGGCUGUCACCUAAUGGCAAGGAACACGCAUGACCCGGCGGGAACUCUGGUUGUUGGAUGUGGGAGGACGUGGAGCUACUGUGGCCCUUGGGAUGCCAACGUUGAACAGCAAGCCUGAGCGUGCCAACCCGGACAGCAAGCCCCCUUCCUCACUUCCCCCCUCAGCUUUGGCAUGGGAGGAGCUGUCCAUUGCCUGUGGUGCUCACACACCGCCGUCAGGGCAGACUCAGCUGUGGCCGCCUGACGAGAACUCUGCUCAGGCUCUGUGGUCCCAAGCCCCAUGUGCUGUCCUGGAGAACCACCACCCCCGGUUCUGGUCACCAAGUCCCGCUGCCUCUGGCCUCUAGAGCUCUCAGCCCUUUGCCGCAGACACUUGUAUGCAUUUUUUCUGAUCCUGUUUUUAUACUUUUUUUUUUUUACACUGUACAUGAUUUUUCCUCUUACAAAGAUGUCAUACUGGGACAUAAUGUUUUUUAAAUCAUAGAAUAAUCCUUAUGGAAAAAGCACUUUGAAUCAUCCAUCUGAAUUGUAUUCUUAAC